Molecule: messenger RNA, 1517 nt
Organism: Gossypium raimondii (Peruvian cotton)
Lineage: Eukaryota; Viridiplantae; Streptophyta; Magnoliopsida; Malvales; Malvaceae
Product: microtubule-destabilizing protein 60
Exons: 7
Coding region: 123-1400 (425 amino acids)
Biological process (GO): mitotic spindle assembly; regulation of mitotic spindle organization; activation of protein kinase activity
Cellular component (GO): mitotic spindle; nuclear microtubule
Molecular function (GO): microtubule binding; protein kinase activator activity
Source: RefSeq, a predicted model, not a curated record
CUCAUUCAUUCUUUCAUCAAAAGCUCCGAUCUGUCUCUUGUUUUCUCAUCAAUCUUAGACCAAAACCCCAUUUUUUUUAUUUUAAACUUUUUGGAAGAUUUCUUCUUUUUUUUUCUUUUCCCAUGGAGGUUGCUAAGCAUUCAAAACAGGGUACUCCCGUGAAAGAUCCACGAGGGAAUUCUGGAUCAAAAACUCGAAAGUUUUCCAAACUUUCCGAGAAUUCAAAUCCAAACAUCUCUGCUACAAGUUCUCCAUUAACAAAAUCUUCAAAAUCCCAAAAAUAUUCUUCCAAGGAUCCGGUAGUUUACUCACCGGUAGUUUACUCACCAAGAAACAAACUUAGGGAAAGAAAGUUUGUGGUGGCUAAGAAGAAGUUAAAGAAAGAAAGGUCUGAUGAUUCAAAUCCAAAUGUUGGGGUUGACUGCAAAUGUAAAGAGAAGUCUAGUGGGAAUUCAAAGAAAUGCCUCUGUGUCGCUUACGAGAAUCUGAGAGCAUCUCAAGAGGAUUUUUUCAAGAACAAAGCUGAAACUGAAGUUGAAGUUGAAGUUGAAGAAGAAGCAAUGAACAGUGUGCCUGAAGCUGGGAAAGUUAUGAAUUUGGUUAAGGCCUUUGAGAGGCUUCUUACGACACCAAAUUCGAAGGAAUCAGACGAUAGGAGUGAUGAAAAGGAACAAAAAGAAGAGAAUGAUAAUAACAAGAAGAAGAAGCCAUUGAAAUGGCCAUCAGAAUUUGUUUUGACCGCUGAGAACCUUGGUCUGGAUCGGCGUUUCUCAGCGUCUUCUUCUUCUUCGGAUAGCAGCAGCCAAGGAAGUGUUUCAAGCAGGGCUUCUAAUGGAGGUCGAAGAAGCCAAAGAAAUAGCUCUGAGUGUCUCGGGACAACUGGUGGGAGGAGAGGGGAAAAGCGGGACAAGCCAACUUCCCAGAAACCAUUCAAGCUAAGAACUGAGCAAAGAGGGAAAAUGAAGGAAGGCGAAUUCAUGAAGAAGAUCCAAGAAAUGAUGGUGGAAGAAGAGAAACAAAGGAUCCCAAUUGCUCAAGGCCUCCCAUGGACAACAGAUGAACCUGAGGUGUUGAUAAAACCUCAUGUCAAAGAGAAUACAAGACCAGUAGACCCGAGACUCCGCUCUGAAAUUCGAGCGUCGGAGCGUUCAGAGUUCGAUCUUCAAGUAGCUGAGAAGAUGAUUCUAAUAGAACACUAUAAAAUGGAAAGGGAGAGGCGGGACAAGAUGGCAGAAGAAGAAGAGAUACAGAAGUUGAGAAAAGAGCUCGUUCCAAAGGCACAGCCUAUGCCUGUCUUUGACAGACCUUUCCUUCCUACAAGGUCCUCAAAGAAUCCAACAAUGGCAAGGGAGCCAAAGUUACAUAUGCCACGACAUAAGAAGACAAAGUUCUGUAUAUAAUGGAUUGACAUGAAGCAAGCGACUAUAUUCUCCCAUUUUCUUAAAGAUUUGUAUAUUAGCAACCAAUUUAGCUGCAUUUUUUUUGGAAGAAUUAUGAAUGAAGGUCUCAUUCUACAA